CCCGCUUCUCUCCAGGCUCCAACACCAGGCGGGACAUUUCAGAAGUCAGAUGUUCCAUCCCUCUGCCGCAGUCCGAACAGAUGGAAGGGUUUUCAGAGUCGAGGGGAUCCUCCCCAGUGCCAGGCAAGCUUGUUAGUCUGAGCAGUCUCAAACUUCUGCCAGAUUUGCGCUCAACAACUCUAGCCUAUGCUCCCUUUUUCCAACCCACACCCGCAGAGAGGGGAAAUUGAGUCACUACAAGGCCGGGACCUGGGGGCUCUGGCCGGAUCCAUGGGGGCAGCAAGCUGCGAGGAUGAGGAGCUGGAAUUUAAGCUGGUGUUCGGGGAGGAAAAGGAGACCCCCCCGCUGGGCCCGGGGGGGUCGGGGGAAGAACUGGACUCAGAGGACGCCCCACUAUGCUGCCGUCUGGCCCUGGGAGAGCCCCCGCCCUACGGCGCUGCUCCCAUUGGCAUUCCCCGGCCUCCACCCCCUCGGCCUGGCAUGCACUCGCCACCGCCGCGCCCGGCCCCCUCACCUGGCACCUGGGAGAGCCAACCCGCCCGGUCGGUGAGACUGGGGGGGCCGGGCGGGGCCUCUGGGGGAACUGGGGGCGGCCGGGUUUUCGAGUGCCCCAGCAUCCGCAUCACCUCCAUCUCUCCCACGUCUGACCUGCCGGCUCCGUUAGAGGACAACCUCGACGCCUGGGGGGACGGCUCUCCCAGAGAUUACCUCCCACCAGAAGGCUUUGGGGGCUACCGAGAGGCAGGGGGUCAGGGCGGGGGGCCUUUCUUCAGCCCGAGCCCCGGUAGCAGCAGCUUGUCCUCGUGGAGCUUCUUUUCGGAUGCGUCGGACGAGGCAGCCCUAUAUGCGGCCUGCGACGAGGUGGAGUCUGAGUUAAAUGAGGCGGCCUCCCGCUUUGGCCUGGGCUCUCCGCUGCCCUCGCCCCGGGCCUCUCCUAGGCCAUGGACCCCUGAGGAUCCCUGGAGCCUGUACGGCCGGAGCCCAGGAACCCGGGGGCCAGAGGAUAGCUGGCUACUCCUCAGCACUCCAGGGCCAACUCCAGCAUCCCCUCGACCUGCCUCUCCGUGCGGCAAGAGGCGCUAUUCCAGCUCGGGAACCCCGUCUUCAGCCUCCCCAGCUCUGUCCCGCCGCGGCAGCCUGGGGGAAGAGGGUCCUGAGCCACCUCCACCACCCCCAUUGCCUUUGACCCGGGACCCUGGCUCACCUGGCCCUUUUGACUAUGUGGGUGCCCCACCGGCUGAGAGCAUCCCCCAAAAGACCCGGCGGACUUCCAGCGAGCAGGCAGCGGCCUUGCCUCGGCCAGAGGAGCCUGCCCCAUGCAAUGGGAAGCUGCCUUCGGGAGCAGAGGAUGCUGCUGCCCCUUCUGUGGGGCCCCGGAAGGAGGUGGCCGGCAUGGACUACCUGGCAGUGCCCUCCCCACUUGCUUGGUCCAAGGCCCGGAUUGGGGGACACAGCCCCAUCUUCAGGACCUCUGCCCUACCCCCGCUGGACUGGCCUCUGCCUAGCCAGUAUGAGCAGCUGGAGCUGAGGAUAGAAGUGCAGCCUAGAGCCCACCAUCGGGCCCACUAUGAGACAGAGGGCAGCCGAGGAGCUGUCAAAGCCGCCCCUGGGGGUCACCCUGUGGUCAAGCUCCUAGGCUACAGUGAGAAGCCACUGACCCUACAGAUGUUCAUCGGCACUGCAGAUGAAAGGAACCUGCGGCCUCAUGCCUUCUACCAAGUGCACCGCAUCACAGGCAAGAUGGUGGCCACGGCCAGCUAUGAGGCCGUAGUCAGUGGUACCAAGGUGUUGGAGAUGACCCUGCUCCCUGAGAACAACAUGGCAGCCAACAUCGACUGUGCUGGAAUCCUGAAGCUUCGGAAUUCAGACAUUGAGCUGCGGAAGGGUGAGACAGACAUCGGGCGCAAGAACACGCGUGUUCGACUGGUGUUUCGGGUCCACGUGCCCCAGGGCAGCGGGAAGGUCAUCUCGGUGCAGGCAGCAUCAGUGCCCAUUGAGUGCUCUCAGCGCUCAGCUCAGGAGCUGCCCCAGGUGGAGGCCUACAGCCCCAGUGCCUGCUCCGUGAGAGGAGGUGAGGAACUAGUGCUGACCGGCUCCAACUUCCUGCCCGACUCCAAGGUGGUGUUCAUUGAGAGGGGUCCUGAUGGAAAGCUGCAAUGGGAAGAGGAGGCCACAGUGAACCGGUUGCAGAGCAAUGAGGUGACACUGACACUGACUGUCCCUGAGUACAGCAACAAGCGGGUGUCACGGCCAGUCCAGGUCUACUUUUACGUCUCCAAUGGGCGGAGGAAGCGCAGUCCUACCCAGAGUUUCAAGUUCCUGCCUGUGGUCUUCAAGGAGGAGCCUCUGUCGGACUCAUCUCUCCGGGGCUUCCCUUCAGCAUCAGGCCCCCCCUUUGGCACUGACAUGGACUUCUCACCACCCAGGCCCCCCUACCCCUCCUAUCCCCAUGAAGACCCUGCUUACGAAACUCCUUACCUGUCAGAAGGCUUCAGCUAUGGCACGCCCCCUCUGUAUCCCCAGACGGGGCCCCCACCAUCCUACAGAUCUGGCCUGCGGAUGUUCCCUGAGACUGGGGGGACCACAGGUUGUGCCCGGCCACCUCCCGUCUCCUUCCUUCCCCACCCCUUCCCUAAUGACCCCUAUGGAGGACGGGGCUCCCCCUUUCCCCUGGGGCUGCCAUUCCCUCCUCCAGCUCCCUUUCGGUCCCCACUACCUUCGUCACCCCCUCUUGAAGGCCCCUUCCCUCCCCAGAGUGGUGUUCAUCCCCCAUCUGCUGAGGGAUACAGUGAGGUAGGGCCAGGCUAUGGCCCUGGGGAGGGGGCUCCGGAGCAGGAGAAAUCCAGGGGUGGCUACAGCAGCGGCUUCCGAGACAGUGUCCCUAUCCAGGGUAUCACGCUGGAGGAAGUGAGUGAGAUCAUUGGCCGAGACCUGAGUGGCUUCCCUGCGCCGUCUGGAGAAGAGCCUCCUGCCUGAAUCAUCGCCUGGCAACCCCAGCCCCCUGGCCCCUGCCCUGCCCACUUCCCCUUCUUCCUGGGGUGGUGGUUCCAGAAGCUUGGGGCCAACUCUGGUUCCUCUUUCUCCUGCUUUGACACUCCACUCCAACUAUUCUCCGCACCCCCAAGCUGAGGUGUGGCCCCCCCCCAUCCCCACCCUGGCCUGGUGCUGCCUUGGAAGGUUGGGGGAGGGGAAGUGGGGAGAACUGGGGUGGGUGGAGACGAGCCUGGGUGGAAAGGACUGACUGAAGUGAAGGCUGUGCCUAGAUUAUGUACAGACUGUG
Molecule: messenger RNA, 3280 nt
Organism: Choloepus didactylus (southern two-toed sloth)
Lineage: Eukaryota; Metazoa; Chordata; Mammalia; Pilosa; Megalonychidae
Gene: NFATC4
Product: nuclear factor of activated T cells 4
Exons: 11
Coding region: 187-2976 (929 amino acids)
Biological process (GO): regulation of transcription by RNA polymerase II; cytokine production; calcineurin-NFAT signaling cascade
Cellular component (GO): transcription regulator complex
Molecular function (GO): DNA-binding transcription factor activity, RNA polymerase II-specific; RNA polymerase II cis-regulatory region sequence-specific DNA binding; transcription factor binding
Source: RefSeq, a predicted model, not a curated record